GCAGUGUCCAAUUGCUGGGCAAUAGAUAAAAGGUUUUAGAGAUUGCGUGAUUUCUCAUAGGUAUACCAUGGUCAGUGUUUCUGUUUAUACAGGUUCAGUCAAUGAUAUCAUAUCAUAUAAUCCUUGAUAUUGAUACCUAGAUGUUGAACUUUACUAUACUGGGGGAUGUUUUAUUUUAUCCACCGAUUUUUUUUUUUAUACAAUACAAUGAUCUUGGCAGUACAUAAGUCCUGAAUGAUGUGAUGAAAAACCUUUGUCUGUAAAUCAUGCACGGUGACAAAAAGUGAUACUUGAUAUACAUUGUGCGUCUUCUCCACAUACAUCUCCUCGUGAGAGAAGUACAGUUUCUUGGCCUCGAUUAACUCACUGCUACAGCAGAUUUCCUAUAUCCUAUGAAAAUAUUUUUAUCGUUUUAUCUACCACGUACUUUAGCCAGGAUACCUAAUAGGUAUUCAAUUCAAGAGGGUCUGGAAGCCCUAUAGAAGGGAUGUUUUUAACAGUUUCAUUAAGUAUCCUAUGUUGUAUUAUGGAUGCCGUCACAACCUAAUUGAAACAUCCUGUUUAUUGUAUUGAUACUGGAAAGCCUACGAAACAGCUCAGAAAUCAGUGACCAGUUGAAAAUGUAUUUUGUUGGUGAUAAGUUGUUUCCGUUAAAACAAUAUGUGCAAAAAUAUCUGUUUUGUAACAAAAUGUUUGUUUAUGUUAUUAUUACUACGAGCGCAGUUUACUCUACAGGAUUGUCCGGAAGAAAAGUCAAGAAAGGGUAUACAUGUUAAGUGGCCCUCCACCCCAAGAGCAUCUGUCGUCAAAUCAAUUCCACCAUGCUAUCACAACAUGAGCACAGUAGUGACCAGGUCCUGCAACGGCACCCACUGGAUGCCCUCGUUGGAAGACUUGGAUGCUUGCACAACAAUGGUCCAAUAUUAUGAGAUAACUUCAUGCCCUCCUGGAUUCCAUAAAAUAUCGAACGAUAGCCAGUAUUGUUAUGGAAUAGAAUCUCCGUCCGAGUGGGAUUAUCCAUGCUUCAAGAGCGGCAGUGGCACUGUCAUCUCAAAAUUGAAACGAAAUGAAAUGAACUCACUUUUGGCUUCAUUAGCUUCAAAAGCUUCAAAUCAAUCACACUCUUUAUUCUGGUUGCCAGCAACUCGUCAAAAAGUGUUUAACCCUGUUACAUGGACUACUCCAGGACCAGAUUGGAACAAAGAAGUUACAGGAGGUGGGAUUUUGCCAAUGGUUGCUUCUAUAUUCAAAAACUGUCUUGCUCUUGAUGUUGCAGGUAAAGUUGUCAUCACAAGAUCUUGUACAAAUACGUUCCCCAGUUUAUGCUUAUAUCCAAAUGAUUUACACUUUCCUUCACACUGUCCAGAUGGAUAUCAGGCAUUUAGAUUUAUGCCAGAUGACAACAUUUGCCUAGGUAUAGAAUAUUCUGACUCUGAAACAGGAUUAACAUUUGCUGAGUUUGUAAAAACGAAGUGCAAAUCACCACUUGGGUUCAAUAAUAACAGCGAGCUAGCAAGAUUUGCUUUUGUCCAAAUGGCUCAAAAGAUAAAUCAAAUAGAGAAUAAAUGGUGUUGGUUUAAUGCGAUUAUGAUAUCAAAUAAAUCGUCUGUAUUUGCAACUAUAGUAAAUAAGGACGGAAUAUACCAAUCAUAUGAUUCAAGAAGUCGUUUGACAUGUAUGGUAUGUGAGGCGGAUCUAAUCCAGAAAGAAACUGACUUGACCCUUGAAUAUAACGAAGAAGAUAGUAAAAUGUAUCUAACUAUUUAUUACCCUUCCGGACUAUGGAAAUAUAAUAACAAUGACACAGGUAUUCGAUGUUUUUCAAAUGCUAAAGGAUUUUCAUCAUCAGUUCGUUUCAAAGAAGUUCCAUCGGCUGAACCUUUCUCAAAAUCAGACGAUGUUGAGACUAUUGAACAAAUUACGUACAAUAUUGAUCUCAUAGGUGGAAGAACUGCAGAAUAUUGGUGUGAAGGCCACACAGCCAACCUAUCUCUAAUUACCACUGAAAAAGUUGUGGCUAAUCCAAGCGGUGAUGAAGAUCAUGUAUUUGCACUUCGAGUCAAGUAUUAUCAUAACAAUAUUGCAUUCUUAAACAGUAACACGACAAAUUUUGAUCCAAUCAUAGAUUCUAUCGGUAAAGUAUUUUGCGCUAAAAAUGUAUUAUUGAUGGACAUUCUGCAAUAUGAUCAUGAAUUAGCGGAAUUAUUGCUACAUGUCCAUAUUGCAAAUAAACCUAACAAUAGUAAAAGUCGAAAAAGUACAGAUUUAACAGAAAUUUAUAACAACUUAGUUGAAAAGAGUGAACAAAAUUUUGAAAAACUUAAUUUACAUCUUGUAAGUUUAGAUAAUUGUUUAUUUUGUCUGCCCACCACCAGUGAAGAUAUUUUUACCUUAGAAUGGGAACAAACACGUCUUGGUGAUAUUGCAGCACCCAAGCAGUUUUGUUUACAAGCUAAUGGACUGCCAGUUAAAAGAAGAUGCGUAGGAUCUUAUUUAACUGGCAGUUACUGGGGAAGAGUUGAUGGAAAAUGCGACCAGAAUUACAAACCCAGUAAUACGACAACUUAUCUUUACAACUUUGUGAGGGAAAGGGUUGACCCAGUUAACUUUUUAAAUCAAGGUUUGUACUACGUAUUAAAUGAUCUAAACAUAAUAAUUCCAGCAGAUAUUUACUACUUAUCGAUGUCGUUACAUCAUGUUUCCAACGUAAUACACACAAAUAAUUCCUAUUUAGAUAAAGAUGACCUGGGAAACAUAGCUUUUGCAGUAGACAGACUACUAUUGUUAGAUUAUAAUUAUUUAAACUUGGCUCAGACUUUAAAUUCAACGAAUGUUAUAUUAGAUUCUGUGACAGACAUUGUUGAAGAAUAUGCAAACGCUUAUAAAGCCCAAGGAAGAAGACUGGACAAGAACCACAGUUACCAGUUAUCAAUAAAACCAAAAUUCCUAGUUCAAAUAUCAUUCCCAAAUAUGAAUGAUAUCACAGGAAUAUGUUUGAUUCGGAACUCAAGUUCCGAUGAAUUUACUGACAUGAAAAUUGAGCCACUGUACAGGAAUACCAGUUUAGAUGAUUUACUUAAUAUCGACAAUUUAGAAAUAGCCACUUGGAUCCCUGAUAGAGUUAUAAAUUCAUUAAAACCUAAUAGUAAUGAAAGUGAUUACAUCACUGCCGAUUCAGACGACUUUCAUAUCAUUAUUCAGAUUUUCCACAAUGAUGCAGUUUUUCAGGAAAUGAAUAACUAUAGGCAUAAAAUAAAUAGUCGCAUAGUUGAAAUUUCAAUUCCGACGUUUAAAUCAGAUUUGCUAUUUCCAAUUUAUUUAAUAUUCAAAGAUCAAACGUUUGUUAACGCGAAACAACGAAUGUGUGGCUAUUGGGAUUUUCAGCCUACAUUAAAAAGAAAUUUUAACCCUGGUAGCUGGAAGAGAAAGGGAUGUUAUUUUGUGCAGCAUACUAAUAAUUUAUCAGUUUGUCAAUGCUAUCAUCUAACGCAUUUUGCUCAACUAAUAAGUUAUGAUGGAUUCGGUAAACACAUCACUGAUGGUAAGGUGGCAGAAUCUCAUAGAAGAGCGUUAAAUAUAAUCACAGUCAUCGGUUCAUCACUGUCACUGAUGGGUAUAUUGGGAAUAUGGAUAACAGCAUUAACAUUUACGACGUGGCGACAAAAACCCGGAACUAAAAUCCUUCUUCAACUCUCAACCGCUGUGGCGCUGCCACUUAUCAUUCUUAUUUAUUUCAACUUAGAUAAUACUAUAUUUGUUAUAAUUGACGAUAGCUUAAUUGUUGAUGAAGAUAAGAAAAUUCCAUGUAUCAUCCUCGGAGCCUUUCUGCAUUAUUCAAUCUUAUCUGGAUUUGUGUGGAUGCUGAUAACUGGAGCUUUGCAGUUUGUGCGUUAUGUACAAGUAUUGGGUGUGAGUCGUCCUUCUAGGUUUAUUAUGAAACUGUCCAUCAUCGGCUGGGGUUCUCCUCUUCUGCCAGUGAUCUGUCUUCUAUCCGUGGACACAGAUAGCUACAUUCCAUCUCCGCAAGCUAAUGGCGCCACCAGUGGUAUUUGCUAUCCAACUGGAAUAUAUUUGAUUUUAAGUGUUCUGUUACCUGUUAGUAUAAUAGUUGUAGUCAAUAUUAUACUAUUCACGCUUAUAAUAAUUGCAAUUUCUCGAGGGCCUGACGGUAAAAUGAGAGCUACAGACUUGGAUUUGGUCAAAGCUCAGCUACGUUUGUCCACUUUACUAUUUUUCUUAUUGGGUUUAUCUUGGAUAUUUGGAAUAUUUUCAUUCUCAAGGAACGUAUGGUGGUCUUAUUUGUUUUGUUUGACUGCCACAAUACAAGGUUUUGUAUUGUUUUUGUAUUUUGUGGUGUGUGACCCGGUGACGAGGGGCCUGUGGGUCGCUCUCAUGAAGCCACAGUUCCAGUCGUCUUCACCACGCGACAGUAUAAGUGUCUCAUCAUCGUCCACUGAUUUGUGUAAACAAAACAUGUAAACAUACAAAAUAACAUAAAUGACAUACAGUACCUAGAUAUAAAUGACUCUUG
This is a messenger RNA of Plutella xylostella (diamondback moth), 4531 nucleotides long. RefSeq lists its product as uncharacterized. The record is from RefSeq and is a predicted model, not a curated record. Gene Ontology annotation, biological process: G protein-coupled receptor signaling pathway; cell surface receptor signaling pathway. Gene Ontology annotation, molecular function: G protein-coupled receptor activity. Gene Ontology annotation, cellular component: membrane. Lineage: Eukaryota; Metazoa; Arthropoda; Insecta; Lepidoptera; Plutellidae.